Molecule: messenger RNA, 1559 nt
Organism: Coffea arabica (coffee)
Lineage: Eukaryota; Viridiplantae; Streptophyta; Magnoliopsida; Gentianales; Rubiaceae
Product: zinc finger A20 and AN1 domain-containing stress-associated protein 8-like
Molecular function (GO): zinc ion binding; DNA binding
Source: RefSeq, a predicted model, not a curated record
ACAUCCGCCCUUCUCCCAAAAUUUCCCAAAAAGCAAGAUAGUGAAAAAACAAAAAUGGUUCAAAAUAUCUAAAGUCCUAGCCCAAUUUUUGCAAUUAUCAAUCCAAUUCACACCAGCCGUUUCCUCCCUAGCUCUCCACAUUCUCUCUUUCCGCGGCUUCACCUUGCUGAUUAUUAUAGCUUCAGUUUAAUUGAAACUGUACAUAUUAAGGGUUCCAGAAUUAGCAUCUGGUUCGAUUUUGCACGUCAAGAUCGGCCAAACCUCCUUCAAUUUCAUCAAUACGAUAUUUGUCUAAUGGAGUCUUCAGAAGAGACAGGCUGCCAAGCUCCGGAAGGUCCAAUUCUUUGCAUUAACAAUUGUGGGUUUUUUGGUAGUGCAGCAACCAUGAACAUGUGUUCAAAGUGCCACAAGGAGAUGAUCUUGAAGCAGGAUCAAGCCAAACUUGCUGCUUCAUCGAUUGAGAACAUCGUCAAUGGCAGUUCAAGUAGUAAAGAGAAAGAGCCUGUUGUUACUGGCGCUUUGGCUGUACAAGCUGUGUCAGCGGACUUUGAAGUUGUUUCGACUCAGGCAUCCCCUGAGAUUUUAGUGGGGCAGGGCUCAGAAGCGAAGGUAAAAGAGGGCCCAAACAGGUGCAGCACUUGCCGCAAACGUGUGGGUUUAACUGGUUUUAACUGCAGAUGUGGAAAUCUUUUCUGUGCCGUGCAUCGUUAUUCUGAUAAGCAUGAGUGUCCAUUUGACUAUCGCGCUGCUGCUCAGGAUGCAAUAGCUAAAGCUAAUCCUGUUGUCAAAGCAGAAAAGCUUGAUAAGAUCUAGAAGCCAGGGCUGAAGUAUUAUAAAGUAUGCAGCUUUUUCUCAAUGAAUUUGCUAUUUGUUAUAAGUUGACCACUUGUCUGAUUGUGUCUGCUGUAGCAAUGCUCAACGUGUAAGGCAUAAGGAUUUGGACAUCUUUGCUGUCUGGUGAACUUUGGAAGUCCUCUACAACUGGCUACGAUUGCUUGGGUUGCUUCAGUAUCUUAGUUCUUUGUGCUGGCUUGGUGAUGUCUUUGUGCAAUGUGCAUUUGUCCUCCUGGUUAUUUUCCAUUUGUGUCAUCGUAAAGCAACUGCGUCAUGGCUCGAGAAAACUUUUUUUUUUUUUUUUUUUGGUGGGGGGCGGGGGUGGGUAUUUCUAAGAGAUAAGGAGGGAAAAUUGAAAAAAGAAACUAUUCAUCUGCUGUAUGUUUCUAUGUAUUGGGAUGAGUUAAUCCCAGACAUAAUACUAGAUGUGUAUAGAUGUUUGUCCUUGCUAUAAAAGGAAGAAUGAUCGAGCUUUUUGGAUAACCAUUUUCUAUGUCUCAGCAACCUUUACUUACCUCGUUUUCAUUUUUUUGUUUCUUCUGAGAUGGAUACAGGAGAUGAUGUUUGGAAUGGAUUCUCUAUUGCAUCUAACUUGGAUUACGUUUUGUCAGAAGCUAGUCUUUCUUUAUCGCUUCUUGUGAGAUGGAUAGAAGAAAUAUGUGCAAUGGAUUAUCUGUUCCAUCUAACUUGGAUUACAUUUUUUCAGAAGCUAGUAUUUCUUUGUC